UCCAGCACCGGAGAACAGUGCACAAGAUUCUUUUAGAGCUGAGAAAGAGCAAGGCAUCAUGCCAGAACCCUCCACAGCACAGGAGCACCAUGAACCAGCCUCCAGCAAACACACGGCGGAGAACUCGGCCCAAACAGAUGUGGUGGUGACUGUUCCUUGCUUUAUCUGCUCUUCCAAGUUUGAAGCACUGCAGAAAGAGGUACUUCAUCUAAAACACAAAGAAGCAAAGCUGCUGUCCGAUAAUGCAGUUCUCCUCCGAAGCAUGGAGGUCAGACCUGUAACCACCUGCUCUUCCGACCAGCUGACCGAAUCGUCAGUCCAAUUCUACACUGGCCUGCCGAGCCUUGCCCUCUUCGCUCUUAUUGUACAGUUGAUGCAAGAGGGCACAAAAUACCUGCCAAGCACUGUGUCCCUGGGAGAUGCCGUGCUCAUGGUGUUGGCCAAAUUCCGUCUUGCACUGCUCAACCGAGAUCUAGCUUUUCGUUUCAAUGUGUCGGAGGGGACGGUCGCACACAUAAUGGUUAACCUCAUUCCCUUGCUCGCAACAAUUUUUUCGAAGUUCAUCAUAUGGCCCACACGACCAGACAUUGCUCGAACGAUGCCAACCCUUGUCCACCGGCACUACCCACGAUGUAGCGUCAUUGUAGAUUGCUCUGAAUGCCGAAUUCAAAGACCGCUCUCAUUCACUGCCCGCUCACAAACAUAUUCACACUACAAGGGUACUAACACUAUCAAAUUCCUAAUAGGAGUGACGCCGUGUGGUGCAGUGAGUUUUAUCUCUAAGGCGUGGGCAGGCAGGGUAUCGGACAAAAAGCUCACUCAGAAAAGUAGCCUGCUUGAUAAGCUUGAGAGUGGAGACACUGUUUUAGCCGACCGUGGAUUCCUCAUUCGUGAGGACAUAGGUAGGGUGGGAGCAACACUUGUUGUGCCCGCAUUCACCAGGGGCAAGCGGCAGCUUCCCGCACAGGAAGUAGAGACUGCGCGGCAAAUGUCAAAGAUUAGGAUCCACGUAGAGCGAGCCAUCGGUCGUAUUAAGGUUUUUAGGAUCUUGCAAGACAGACUGCCAAUAACGCUGCUGCGACAUGCCACCAACAUCCUGCUCAUAUGUUCUGGCAUUACGAACUUGAAGCGCAAAUUGUUGUAGGCACUGUUCAUGAUGCGUGAACUCUGCUGGUCAAGGCAGGGAACUUGAAAAACCUGCUACAUGCAUGGUUCUUGAAAAGGAGCCUCCUGCUAGUUUCAAUGUGGCAGCCAACAUCUCACUAGAGAUCUAGCUUCUCCAAGGAAGCUAGGUCUCUUAGCGAUAUGUCAGCUGCAAUUGUUGAAACUACCAGAUCUCUUUUCAAGUCCUUUCUACAAGAUUCAACCACAUUUGUGUUUUGUUUUGGGGUACAUGCAGUACGAACCUUUUAGCCAGCAACAAUUACAUUUUUUACUCAAAUUGGUAGCUAACCUUUUGCCUUUUACUCUUUUAAUGACUAGCAAGUUACUUGCAUUGUAAACAGGCACACACGGUGGCUGUCCUACACUUUAAAUACCAAAUUAGUAGCAUCUUGUUUUUAAAAGAUUAAAUUGUGUGAGUUACUAGGCAGCGUAAAGUUAAUCAGCUGUCAAAAUGUGCCAACUUAUCUUUUCUUGGUGUGUGAAGCAGUAGUGAUCACACAAAUGCAUGCCGGUACAGUUCCUGAAUAUUCGGACUUCGGCGUGGCAACACCAGUAACCCAGGGCUGCUGUUCAGACCCACAUUUUCGGACUGCUCAAUUAUUCCGACUCCCGGCAGAGUAAAAAAAAUCGGUUGGCCACUGUAUUUCUUUUUCUACAUGCAGUUGAUGAAUUAGAUCAGCUACCUAGUACAAAUUACUUCAGUUAUUUAAUUAUGCUUUUCUAGACGAAUGCGUCUUUUCCUAUGCGUUUAUGAAUGUUUGUGUGGACUAUUAGUGUAGGACAAAAUUUAAAAAAAUGCUUCGAUCACUCUCUUUGCAGUAAUGGAAUUUGGGCAAUUCAGAAAAACUUAAGUAGGCCUUAAAAAGUCAGGACACCUAAGCACUUUUUACGAGUUGUGAAUGCGAAAGCGUGAAUGUCAUUCUUCCGCUCCCUUAGUUCGUUCGUCUCCGGUGUAGUGGCGUGGCCGGCCACAUUUGGCUACUGCCGAGGGGGCGGCCGACGGCCAAAUGCGCGAUUCGUGCGGUGGUUGGGCCACGCUCAGCUCGGCCGUGCAGCCUAUUUGAAGUUUACCCGAGCAGGCUGUGCGGCCAGGCCCGUACCUGUUACCGGGGGCUAGGCCGCUGCGUUCGCUGCGCCGCUAUGGAGAGGGCUUCUCUGGUGGCAUGGUUUGGAACUAUGCCGCGUGAGAGCCAGUGGGAUCCUCAUUCCUUGAAACUAACGUGCGCCAGCCAAUGGGCUGGCGCACAAUAGUUUCAAAGUGAAGUCGCAAUCCAUCAGAUUGAGACUUCACUUUGUUCCAUUGGGACAGGGGAAUUUAGGUGCUGUUGGCACGGCUUCAAAGCUGAUGACGUCGGUUUGCUCCAUGGGACAGUUAGUGGUUUUGCAUUAAUAUAAAUUUAAUUUUAUUGAGGCCCCAGUUUAAAUUCCUGUUUCCUCCGACACAUUAAACUAAGAAGUAAGAUCAAGGCUCUCUUGAAUGAGGUUGUACCAUCCCACGGUGCUGUCCGCAGGAAAUUGCUUGGGACACAUCAGCUUUUGCACCAGUAGUUGGCAUGUCCGUUUAUUUUGACAAUUUUCUGUAUUUGUUAUUACAUUACUGCAAGCAUAUCAAUUGUUCCAGGUUUAAUUUGUGUGUAUUUCUUUGGAGAAGGCAGUUGCACCUGUGUACUUCCUGACAGAACUUUUUAUUUCUUGUCAUGUAAUCACAAAUAAAGGUUUUGUUGUUUAAUUCCACUCGGCCUAUCAUUCUGUCCACUACAGGGCUCGAAGUUUAUCGGAUAUGCAAACAUCCACGUUUAUUUCACUUUCA
Ixodes scapularis (black-legged tick) is the source of this 2974-nucleotide messenger RNA. RefSeq lists its product as uncharacterized. The transcript is spliced from 4 exons. Bases 59 to 1144 code for a protein of 361 amino acids. NCBI's taxonomy places the organism in Eukaryota, Metazoa, Arthropoda, Arachnida, Ixodida, Ixodidae. The record is from RefSeq and is a predicted model, not a curated record.